AUGAGCCGCUGGCAUGCGGACUGGUGCACGUCACCUAUCAUCCAAGUCGGCGACGAUCAAAUCCCUCGAUGCGAGAAAUGUCUAACCUCAGCUCACGCCCGACUCAAGAGGACGAACCGGUCAGAUCCUGUACUUGUAGCACCAAAGGACGAAGAAUACGGGAGCCUCAACCUCAGCUGGCCGCCUACAGUCACAUUCACCUCUGGAGAAAACGUAAUACAUCCACCCGCCGAUAAGAGCAAGAAUGAUCAAGAUGCCCAGCCGGCUCCAUGCCACUCCUUUGAUUCGGCUGUCGUGGGUCAUGGUGCUGUUACUGCGCUUUCAUCGGAUGAAUUCCGCCUUGCUGUUCUCCACGCGGUCGGAGACAAAGGCAAAUCGUAUCCCAUACAUGUGGACUUGGAGCCAUACAAGGAUACGCACUUCUCUGACUAUGAUGCCGUGUCAUACACAUGGGGCGAUGACAAUGGCAACUCCGAACGAUAUCUGCGACCAUCUCGAGGCUUGAAGCUGAUUUGGAUCGACGCAAUCUGUAUCGACCAGAAUAAUGCGGAGGAAAGAGCUACGCAAGUAGCCAAGAUGGGCCAGAUCUAUUCCAGAUGCUCGCAAGUAUGGGCUUGGAUGGGCGAUGAUUUGAGCCGCUCUAUCCGGGAUAUUUGGAAACUAUUGCAGAGGAGAUACUUCCGCCGGGUUUGGGUCAUACAAGAGUUGGUGCUCGCCCCGCGCGUUCUCAUUCCGAUUGGGAAUGUGAUCUUCGCAGCGGAUCAUACAACGGCUCGCAAGCUGACACAGUCGGAAAACGACUCAGAAAACAAGAGCAAGGUUUCUUGGAAGAAAACGGAAGCCCCUUGGUUCGAGCACGUUGCUCAAGGACAUAUCGGCGGCUUGGGUCUCUGGGAUAUGAUGGCACUGACCUCAAAGUCGCAUGCUUCAGACUUUCGGGACAAGCUAUACGGUAUUCUCGGCCUCCUGUCCUUUGAAAGUGACAACAAUCUGCUGCAACCCAAUUACGCUAUCUCGGCCCGCCAGAUGGUUAUUGGGUUUGUUGCGCACUGCAUUAUCAACGAGGGAAAACCUCAGCUCUUGUUGGCAGCCCAAGGCUAUUCUGCGCAGAAGAAUCCGUCUUGGCUUCCUGCCUGGGAGACCCAAACGUCUUGGGAACAAUCAUUCGUGGAGCUGCCCGACCUGGCGUAUAACGAUGACACUGCAUCCAUCUCGAUGUGGCUGACAAGACUAGCAUCUAUCAGCUCAACCCCCACGGAGGCCCUCAGAGGGGUCUUUGACGACCUGACUCUGUACAGAAUUCACUUUGGCCCAGGCCAGUGGUUCUUGGUUGGGAGUCAGCACCCACUCGAUAGGUUGCUAGAACAAGACGACGAGCUUUUCGCCCUGGAUCCUGGAUUGGGUCUCAGCAGUUCCAAGCUCAAACGCCUUGUUUACAUGGUCCUAAGAAAAACGGGUGACGGAAGGUACAGAUUAGUGACGGGGAUCUCAUACUUGUGUUUGUGCCCUGCGUCAUCGCCAAUGUUUGCAAACAAUCGAUAUCUCACGGAGAUCCAUGAGAACUUUUAUGUAGCCCGGCAAAAACUAUAUGUUCAAGCCGAGUUGGAUAAAUCAGUGUACGACGUGGAUGAGAGAUCGAGGUGGAGGCUCGAUGACAACAUCUACAUUUUCCCGCUGGUUUUCCCCGGCAAUGAAAACACAACCGUAGGCCACAUCUUACCAAUCCUGACCGGUCAUGAACGUUUUGGACGGUUGCAAGAGAACGAGGUUUGCGCUGCGCGUGGACAAAAAGUUAUAGGAGACUACCUUGAGUUUGAGUUCGGGAUUGAUUUUGGAUAUCGGCCGAGCGACAUGAAGAAAGGUAAAUGCCAGGCGGAGAAUGCAUGGCGUACCUUCCGUUCAUAUAUGGAGUGGGAAUGGCGCAAACCCGGGGAGGAAAAUAGGCUGCUUUGGCGGAGACUUCCACAAUUGAGAUAUGAGAGCAACGACACCCAUGAGGAUCUAGGGCUUCCGGGUGGAAUGAUGCGAAUUCACCUGAGGUGUCGACUGGAAGCGGUUAGGAAAGUCAUUGCUACCGAGGCACAGCUAUUGGGCAUUACGGCGCUAUGGGAGUCUCGAAUGUUCGGAGAUACUCUUGAGGCCUUUGAGAAAAACAUGCGAAGCGAGGUGACGGAAGAGGACUUUUUGGUUCCUAAUCCAGGUUUCGGGCGAAGCGGGAAGAGUCUAAGGCCUGACGAGUUUGCAGGGUUGGACGGCGGCACCUACCGAGUCUGCAUUGUCUAG
This is a messenger RNA of Colletotrichum lupini, 2283 nucleotides long. RefSeq lists its product as uncharacterized. NCBI's taxonomy places the organism in Eukaryota, Fungi, Ascomycota, Sordariomycetes, Glomerellales, Glomerellaceae. The transcript is spliced from 4 exons. The record is from RefSeq and is a predicted model, not a curated record. The coding region runs from base 1 to 2283 and encodes 760 amino acids.